Molecule: messenger RNA, 510 nt
Organism: Laetiporus sulphureus 93-53
Lineage: Eukaryota; Fungi; Basidiomycota; Agaricomycetes; Polyporales; Laetiporaceae
Exons: 4
Coding region: 1-510 (169 amino acids)
Biological process (GO): zinc ion transmembrane transport
Cellular component (GO): plasma membrane
Molecular function (GO): zinc ion transmembrane transporter activity
Source: RefSeq, a predicted model, not a curated record
AUGCUCGAGGUGGGCAUCAUGCUGCAGUCGCUCGUCGUCAGGCUCACGCUCGCGAUUAUCUCGGGCCCCGAGUUCAGUGCCCCUCGCUCCGCGUCUCUGGUCACUGCAAUCAUGUUCCACCAGCUGGUUGAGAGCGUCUCGCUCAGAGUCCAGAUCGCGACGCUACUUGCGGAGGACGGUAAGUAUCGGGUGCUGAAGCCUGCGCUCGCACUUAUGUUCGUGGUGACGACGCCCGUGGGGAUCGCCAUCGGGCUGGCGGUGUUCGGGCCUGGCGAAAGCGAAGGAGGUGCGUGCCACCUAAAACUGAUCCUGCUCACGGGCGUGAUGUCCGCGCUUUCGGCAGGGAUGCUCAUAUAUGCGACGUGCGUAGAGAUGCUCGCGGGCGACUUUGUGCUCGACCCACAUCUGCGGCGCUCUAGUGUCGGCCGGCAGGCUCUCGCGCUGCGCAUAAUUUUCAUUGUCUCCUUCUGGGUAUGCGUCUACUUUCAAGUGGGCUGCGCGCUCUCGUGA